Molecule: messenger RNA, 1080 nt
Organism: Pelagomonas calceolata
Lineage: Eukaryota; Pelagophyceae; Pelagomonadales; Pelagomonadaceae
Source: the annotation of a GenBank genome assembly
AGCACUUUGGCGCCAGUCUUAACCAUGCAAGUCCUUCUUCUGCUGCAAUUUGCAGCGCUCCAAUCGACGCUCGCGCGACGGAUGACACCUGUGAAGCGGCUGAGACUGAAUAUUUUCAACAAGCGCGGCGGCGCAACGAAGCCAUCGCUCAGCCUGCGCGGCGCCGGCUUCCGCGCCUACGAAAAGCGCACGCUGGCGCGCGUUUCAAGAGGCGGCGGCGCGACCGGCACGACGGUCGCCACGCCGCAGCCGAGGCCACAAGAGGACACCGCCGUCGAUUUACUCGAAGCCCACAACAACGCGAUAAAGACGAGGGGCGGCCAGCUCCCCCUCCUCAUAUUGCGCAUGGUGAGGAUUCUACCGAGAUUACUCGCGGUGAUGAUACCGGCUCUCGGGGGCUAUUCCAAUCUAGAAAAGUUCGAUUUGUUGGGCACGGCCUUGUUCGCCUACGUCGGCACGAUCGCCGGCGGCAAGAACGGCAUGGACGUGUUUGGCUGUAUGGUUAUCGGUACGGUAACAGCUACCGGUGGCGGUACCUUGCGAGACAUUGUAUUAGGAGGCGAGCAGCAGGUCUUCUGGAUGCGCGACGUGACGUACCUCAAGAUCUGUAUUGUUACAUCUCUCGUAACCUUCUUCACGUGGCCGCGGUUCGAGACGAAACGCGGCUGGCGCGACGACCACGAGUUACUUUGUUUCGCCGACGCUUUGGGCAUGGGCGCUUUUUGCGUCAUGGGCGCCGAGAAGGCUCUGGUGAGGGACGUGGAUCCGCUCUGUGCCGCCAUCCUAGGGUUAGUUACCGCAACUUUUGGCGGGGUCACACGCGAUGUCCUGACGAGACGUCCCGUACGGAUCUUCCACGCGACGAUUGAUGGCGCCGAGAAGUCCUGGUACGCGUUACCGGCGCUGUUCGGUUCGUCGAUCUAUGUUGCACUCCAAACGUGCUGCGACGUCGACAAGGACCUGGCGGCGGUCUGCGCCUUCCUCAUGACCGUGACGAUGCGCGUGGCCGCCUAUACUUAUAGGUUGACGCUGCCGGCCUAUCCCAACCCGGAGUGGCAGGACGGGAAGCGCGUGCGGUAG